Messenger RNA from Cryptomeria japonica (Japanese cedar), 1527 nucleotides. RefSeq names its product probable WRKY transcription factor 21. The transcript is spliced from 3 exons. Bases 1 to 927 code for a protein of 308 amino acids. The record is from RefSeq and is a predicted model, not a curated record. Gene Ontology annotation, molecular function: DNA-binding transcription factor activity; sequence-specific DNA binding. NCBI's taxonomy places the organism in Eukaryota, Viridiplantae, Streptophyta, Pinopsida, Cupressales, Cupressaceae. Gene Ontology annotation, biological process: regulation of DNA-templated transcription.
AUGGCAAGUGGGUUAGAUUUGAAAGGCAGGAUGACAGACCUGUUAGGCACUUCUCUCUUCCAAAAUACAAGUAGGGAGAGGGAUCGAGAUGUACAAGAAACAACCAGAGCAGGUAUAGAGAGUGCUCAGCGAAUGUUGAGCAUUGUAUCACAGCAACAUCAGCGGCAUCAACAACAUCAGGUUGAACAAGAGUUCAGUUUGGCUGCUCAGGAGGCUUUGUUAAACUUCAAUAAGGUCAUAUCAAUUUUGAGCAGGACAGGCCAUGCUCGAGUCCGAAGGGGUCCUGUUCGAUCUCACUCUGUUGCGAGUUUGGGCACUGAAAACAUAUUUAUGGAUGGGUCGAAUUUCUUGCAGCUGGAUUCACCUAGUGCCCAUGCAUCUGCUUCAAUUUACUCCGCUUCUUCAUCUGAUUUCGCUCUUCCACAUGUCAAGCAGUGUCUACCAUAUCAAAGUUUGUCAUCGGCAGUUCUGCCUGCAGACACCAACAGGCAUCAGCAAAUGCAUUAUACACCGAUGCAGCUCCAACACAUAAAUCCACAAGCAGAAAUCUUUAGGAAUGCUUAUUUGAAAAUGGAAAACUCAAUCAGCUGCACACCCACACUUUAUUCGACAAAAUCAUUUAUUUCAUCAUUAAACAUGGAUGGCAGUGUUGCCAAUGACAAACAAAUGGUGCAGUAUCAGUCAAUUCACUCUGCUCAAGAGCGAGUACCCAGUACCUCUUCAAAGAGAAAAUGUUCUGGAAAUGAAAGUGGUAAAUGUGGAAGUACUGGAAGGUGCCACUGCUCAAAACGGAGGAAGCUAAGAGUUAAGCGAACCAUCAGAGUCCCUGCUAUCAGUAGCAAACUAGCAGACAUUCCACCAGAUGAAUUUUCCUGGAGGAAAUAUGGUCAGAAACCAAUCAAGGGCUCUCCACAUCCCAGUUUUUAAGAGUUAUGUCCUAUUCAUUCAUUAUGAAGAUAUACACCGUUAUAGCCCAGAAGAUUGUGGGCAUCAAAGGAAGAUCAAGUCAUGAGUCUGUAGAAGCUGUGCAGCCAGCUGGUAUCAAGUCUGUAUUUUAGAAGAUCAAGCUCUUGCUGGUCAAAGACAAAGGGAGACUGUGGAAAUCAAUUUAGGAGAUACAAAUCGUAGUUUUUUGUUAAGUCAAAGGAGAUUGCUGCUUAAAUUGUUUAUUUGCAGGUUAUAUUUAUAGAAAGUCUAGCCACCUAUGGAAGGUAUAGAUUGCAGAAUUUGUAGAGGAGUUCAUACCAUGAAAAGAGAUUGAUUGAGGGAAAGAUUACUUAUUUUUCCAAGACAUAGUUGAAGCGAACUGUAUGGAAAAAUCACACAUUUUUCCAAAAUUUGCCAAGGAGUUCAUAGCAUGGAAGGAACUACCAAUUUGGUAUUAUUGAAGCCUACCUAGUCACUACGGCAAUCAUUUACACGAUCAUUUGUAAUUUGUCUCUGUUAUUUUUUAAGUCAAUGCAUGCCCCUAACAAAGAUACGCAAUAAUGCAUUCAGGCAAGAUUACAUCUUCCCGGAAACAAGCCU